AUGGUACAUUUUGUCGAAGAAGAAUUGUCUCCCACAUCGAGGCCCCUUUUACCAAGCGAUAAGUACAGGCUGAAUAAUAUGGCAUCGCCUGGUGAUGAUGGUAAUAUCAGCCCAACGGACUUCCAAAGAAGGUCAUCUUCGAAUCGAAAUAUGUAUGACCUAUUUAUUUCGAAGUCAAAUCCAACUGUAUCAAAGGCUUUAACCGAUACUGAUAAUUUUAUAGAGGAUUUUAAUAGGAAACAGAAAAAACCUGAAUCAAAUGAUAAAGAAGUGGAAGAACGAGGAGAACAAGGAUGGGAGAUAAAAGAAAAAAAGCAUCGUCGUGAUGAUUCGAUUGAAGAUAUCAGUGAUACUACUCAUGAUGAUUCUGUCUCUUCAGAUCUUGACAACUAUCAUGGUAUGUCGCUGGAUCCUAGUAUGAAGAAGAAAAAUGAAGAAUGGGCUGAAAAAGGUGCAGCAAAAAUUGUUAAAGAAGUGACUGAUCCGAAGACUGGCGAGAAAACGAAAAAAAUCAUCAAAAAGGGCAUCAAAGAUUUCAAGUUUGGUGAAAUGUUAGGGGAUGGUGCUUAUUCUACUGUUAUGUUAGCUACUUCUAUUGAUUCCAAAAAACAAUAUGCAGUUAAAGUCUUGAACAAAGAGUAUCUAAUAAAACAAAAGAAGGUGAAAUACGUUAAUAUCGAGAAAAAUGCAUUACAAAGGAUCAAUAACUCAAAAAUGAUAGUUAAACUUUUCUUUACAUUUCAAGAUGAGUCAAGUUUGUAUUUUCUUUUGGAAUAUUGUCCUAACGGGGAUUUCCUGUCUCUCAUGAAAAAAUAUGGAUCUUUAAAUGAAACUGUGGCUUGUUACUAUAGUGCUCAAGUUAUUGAUGCAAUAGAUUAUUUACACACAAAUGGUAUAAUUCACAGAGAUAUCAAACCUGAAAAUAUUCUAUUAGACAAAGAGUUUAAGAUCAAAUUAACAGAUUUCGGUACAGCCAAAAUUUUGGAUUCAAGUACUAACAAUAAGUUUGAUCUUUUGACAAGAUCAAAGUCUUUUGUUGGAACCGCUGAAUAUGUCGCGCCAGAAUUAUUGAACGACAGUUUUGUUGACUAUCGAUGUGAUGUCUGGGCAUUUGGCUGUAUACUAUAUCAAAUGAUCGCGGGCAAACCUCCCUUCAAAGCAACUAACGAGUACCUAACUUUCCAGAAAGUGAUGAAAGUACAAUAUGCUUUUACGGCAGGGUUCCCACUGAUUAUUAGAGAUCUUGUAAAAAAAAUUCUAGUAAAAGAUUUGAAUCAAAGACCAUCAAUUUCGCAAAUUGAAAAGCAUCAUUUCUUUAGGGAGAAAAACUUUCAGAACGGUUCUGUUUGGUCAGAUCCCGUACCUGAAAUAUCUGGCUUCAAAAUUAGUGCAAAAUCAAUGCAACCAAUCCCUGAACUCAAUAAACGCAAUAAUGUCACCUAUAAUCAAUUGAAAAAAACCCACCAAAUUACUUCUACGGGGAGUACAACCUCUUCAAAAGCCUCUACCACGGGGAAUCAAGAUACGGCAAACACUGACAGCAACCAAGCCACCGACUACGUCAAGAGACCACCUGAUGAGAGAACAGCAGCUAUCUUGGAGAACGCAAGGAGAAAUAUCAACAGUAGGCGUGAGAAGUUUGGUAGCAAUCGAUCUGUAUCAAGCGUAAAUGUAUCAGGAGCUACCGUAGCUGCAAGUGCUGCUCUAAAUAAAAAAAAUCAUCCGAAUACAAAUACUACACCAUCUUCUUCGAACUCCAAUGUUUCAUCUGCAUCAAGUAUUCCAAAACCUCAUUUGAAACAUAUUACAACAAGCAAAUCACCAAAUGUCAAUACUAGCAAUGCAUCAACUCCUCCUUCUCCAUUAGUCAAUGAUUACUUUCAACAAAAGACAGCUAGUAAUCGCUCAACUGGCAAUUUGAAUAUAAAGAGACGUGUCGUUACUGAUCUUCCACCGUUGCCAAAACGAAGUAGUGAGUCUGACUCUAGGAACGACCCAAACUCAAACUCAAAUUCUAAUAUCACUUCAACUGGAAGUGUAAUUGUACCAAGUGCGACAGCAGCUUCAAGCUUAAUAACUCCUACUUCAUUGGAUGAAACCGAAAGGGAAUUCGUACCUUUCUUGGUGGCCAACGAAAACAUUCUGAUAUAUCAUGAAUUCAAUCUCUGCUCUAUCGAAAAUACUCUGUUGGAAAAGAGAAUAAAUAAAUGCAAUAGAUAUCUGAUCGACCCACAACCUUUCAGUACGGUGAGGUCAACACUUUUAUCACAAGUUGCAAGAAACGGUGGUGACAUAACAGGGUUCAGAUCAGAUUCGCACUCAUCUGAAACCGAUUUUUACAAAAUGAACGUAAUUAACUAUGAGCAUAUAUCUGAGGACUACAAGACGUACAAUGGGGACUUUACUAGUUUAUGUUAUGAUGACGACCUUAACAGUCAAACCCUUGAAGAGAAAUUUCACAGCGACGGUUCAGUUGCUAACAUCAAUAACAAUAACACAGUAUUUUCUGAUAAAUUCAAGAAGCUAUUCCAUCAUACAAAACAAGCUGAAUUUAGUACUCAAAAUCAGCAUGCUCAAGAAACUUUCAACAAGAGAAUGGUUGUCAUCACUACGUUUGGUCGUUUGUUAAUUCUACUGAAAAGAAAAAUUAACGCGGAGAAUGACAGGACAUUUGAUCUAUAUUAUGAUAUUGACCUAUGCCACAGUGGACUCAACAUCAAGGAGAUUUCGAUGUUCAGAAAGGAAAAUGAUUUAAUUGUACUACAGACCCCAUACAAAUCUUUCCUUUUAUUUGACUCUUUUGGUUCAGUUAGCAACGAAGAAAAAACUGGUGCUGAUUCAUGGUUUACUGUUUUGCGAAAAAGUAUAAGACUCGGAAAAAAGAAUAAGCCAAGAUCAUCUCAUGCACACCACCAACCCCUAUCAGCCCCCACAACACCUAGGGAUUACCCUUCUAGUGCUAAGCAAAAUAGUCCGUCAACGCUUAGAGAAGCUUCCUCGCCUCCUGUAUCACCAAUAUUGCCAACACCAAAGCUUACUUCAUUUUCAAAAUCUAUAAAUACAUCGAAGUCUAACAGAACUAGUAGGAUCUUCGAUUCAUAUGUUCACUCAAAAGAAAAAUCAUUCAAAAAACCUAUUUAUCCUAUACCGGCAUCAUCUAAAUUAAUUAAUGGAUUACCAAGUACCACUGCUUCGAGUAUUCUAGGGUUAGGCUUAAGUGGAAGUAGUAAAAAUAAUAACAACGCUAGUAAGUCUGGCGGCUUUUCCAAAAUUAACUCGAGGAAAUAA
Messenger RNA from Kazachstania africana CBS 2517, 3288 nucleotides. RefSeq names its product serine/threonine protein kinase PKH2 (gene PKH2). Lineage: Eukaryota; Fungi; Ascomycota; Saccharomycetes; Saccharomycetales; Saccharomycetaceae. Bases 1 to 3288 code for a protein of 1095 amino acids. Gene Ontology annotation, molecular function: protein serine/threonine kinase activity; ATP binding. Gene Ontology annotation, biological process: peptidyl-serine phosphorylation; intracellular signal transduction. The record is from RefSeq and is a predicted model, not a curated record. The transcript has a single exon.